AUGGAGAAUCUGUUCUAUUGGGAUGUGGUACUCGGAGAUGAAUCAGUGGAGUGUUUUAUUUGGAUGAUUAGGACAUGGCUGACUUGUAUGCUGGGGAAACAUCCACAAGUUAUUGUUACUGAUCAGUCGAAACACUUGCAUAUAGCAGUUUCUGAGGUUUUUCCGCAGGCUUGUCAUUGUUAUUGUUUAUCUUAUAUCAUGCUUCGCGUUCCUGAGAAAUUGGGUGGACUAAAUGGGUUUGAAGUUAUCAAGAGGCGAUUCAGUAAAGCUGUUUUUGGUUCCCUGACAAUAUCCGAGUUUGAAACUUUCUGGAGGGAGAUGAUUAGUCAGCACAACCUGAGGGAGAAUAAAUGGCUACAAGCAUUGUAUGAAGAUCGUCAAAGUGAGGGCGAGGGAACAACUCCGUUUUUUGAUGGUUAUGUACACAAGCACACAUCCUCGAAGGAGUUCCUUGACAAGUAUGAUAUGGUGCUACAAAGAAAAUAUUUGAAAGAAGCAAUGGGAGAUGUUGAGUCCAGAAAUCUAGCCUCUGAACUGAAAACAGGAUCGAAUUUUGAGCUGCAGCUGUCGAAGCGACAGAAAGCCGAAGCAAAUGAGAAGGACGUCAGACAUUAUGAAGUUCUUUACGAGACAACACAGGUUGAAGUAGGAUGCAUUUGUGGCCUUUUCAAUUUCAAAGGCUAUUUGUGCAGGCAUGCAUUAAGUGUCCUUAGUCACAAUGGUGUAGAAGAAAUACCAUCUCAAUACAUUCUACGGCGUUGGAGUAAAGAUUACAAGCGCAGAUUUCUCUCAGACGGUGCCAUUGGUGAGGACAGUCCUUGGGAGUGGCAUGAACAUCUAUUGAGGCGCUCCCUACAAGUUGUCGAGGAGGGGGCUCAAUCGGAAGAUCAUUAUGAAGUCAUGAUGCAAGAUAUGAAUGGACAGGAAUUAUAUAUGCAAUAG
Messenger RNA from Salvia splendens (bonfire salvia), 942 nucleotides. RefSeq names its product protein FAR1-RELATED SEQUENCE 6. The transcript is spliced from 3 exons. Lineage: Eukaryota; Viridiplantae; Streptophyta; Magnoliopsida; Lamiales; Lamiaceae. The coding region runs from base 1 to 942 and encodes 313 amino acids. The record is from RefSeq and is a predicted model, not a curated record. Gene Ontology annotation, biological process: regulation of DNA-templated transcription. Gene Ontology annotation, molecular function: zinc ion binding.